CACCCUUAACAUAAUUUCCCUCUUUUGUUUUCACCUCUUUGGUUCCUGACCUGUUUUAGGUUUUCAUUCUUCCUCUCUACAGUCAGUAGGAGAGAAAGCUUCUCUGCAAAUUCCGGAAAGUAACUCUUCGGAAAUUAGAACUAAAAGUCGAAGCCAUGAUAGACUAUGCUCAAGAACAAGAGAUGGAAAUUGAAGCUUUACAAGCUAUCCUUAUGGAUGAAUUUGAAGAAAUUGAUGCUAGUGACAGUGGAUUAAACACAUCCAAUCGUUGCUUCCAGAUUACUAUCUCUCCACAAGAAGAAGAUGAUGAGGAGACAUCUAAAGUUCUACUGGCUUUAGUUUUUGCUCACACUGAAAAGUACCCAGAUGAACCACCACUGCUGCACGUGAAAAGUUUGAAAGGAAUAUCAUUAGAGCAUCUCCAGGCGUUAAAACAAAAGCUUGAGGAGGAGGCAUCCGAAAAUCUUGGCAUGGCUAUGAUCUACACACUCAUUUCAUCGGCGAAAGAGUGGCUGGAUGAAACAUUCCGUCAAGUUGUGGUUGAGGAAGUAGUGGAGACAACUAAAGAUGAUGUACGCUAA
This is a messenger RNA of Papaver somniferum (opium poppy), 581 nucleotides long. Its product is annotated as RWD domain-containing protein 1-like. Bases 156 to 581 code for a protein of 141 amino acids. Gene Ontology annotation, molecular function: protein binding. NCBI's taxonomy places the organism in Eukaryota, Viridiplantae, Streptophyta, Magnoliopsida, Ranunculales, Papaveraceae. The record is from RefSeq and is a predicted model, not a curated record. The transcript is spliced from 7 exons. Gene Ontology annotation, biological process: cytoplasmic translation.